Plectropomus leopardus (leopard coralgrouper) is the source of this 2760-nucleotide messenger RNA. RefSeq lists its product as uncharacterized. Lineage: Eukaryota; Metazoa; Chordata; Actinopteri; Perciformes; Serranidae. The record is from RefSeq and is a predicted model, not a curated record.
AAGGCCCGGCCUGCUGCAGCGGUACACAAUCAUCAGCCAAAGAGCAGUACCAGUGGGUUGCUUCACACGAAAUUCACUUUAUCCUGGAUGUAUCAGGUUGCGUGGUGCUGAUACAACAUGCAAGACCUUGGCCAAGGACACCUUGCAAGGAGAUCUUUUUGAACCAGACUAAGUGGACAUAUUGAUUCUCUCAUGGAAAACAAGUUUGUGGAUAGAGUUUAACUCAUACUUGCAGAUUGAAAAGUGAUGCCAUCAGUACAUCGGCAAAAUAAUACCAUCAUGGAAAGGCAGAAGUCAGUGAAUGCCGUUGCUUCAACGCAGUUGGGAGGAGAAUCAAGUACCUUCAUUUGCACUGAGUGUGGUGAUGGGUUCAGUCAGUACUCUAACGUGUUGGCCCACAUGGCCAUUCAUGGACCUUUGGAGUCAUUUUCCUUUGAUGGCUCAUCCAAUGGAUUUGAAGUCCCCCGAGAAUAUGUGCUACAAGAAAAUGGUACCCUGGCAGUUGUGAAUGGCUUUGAGUCACAUUCGUCUGUGAAACCAGUAUCUCCUGGAGUCCUGCCAUCACAUUUCUCAACACCUGUCAAACCAGUGUCUCCAACUCUAAGGCCACAGCCUUCUCCUUAUAGAGAUGUGUUCAGGCCGAAGCCAGCAGAGUUGAACUUGGACAAGUCUCGUCAGGGCCAUUACCGUUGUGAAAUAUGUAGCAGAUCAUUUAACACACUGCAGAGUUUACAUCGUCACCAGCAAUAUCGAAACACAGAGCGAGGUUACAAGUGCACUUUGUGCUGUAAGAUCUUUGAAGGUAGACAGGAACUUAAGAAUCACCUCCAAGACCACGCCAGUGAGAGGUUUCACUGUUGUAGUCACUGUGGUAAGCGAUUCCUUAAAGUGGAUGCACUCACUGCUCAUCAGAAAGAAAAUCACAUCUCCACCAAAGCUACAGCUUUGGGAAAACCUGUGAAUAAGCCAGAAAAAAAGAUUGAAAAAACAUAUCCUUGUAGAAAGUGCAAGUUGAAUUUUUUCUGGAUGUCAGAUUUUCAGACACACUCACUGCAUCAUUGCAAAGGGAAAGAGCCUGAUGCUACGUUAGCAACUGAAAUUGAAAUUGAAGUGAACUCUAAAAACACAGAAGACAUCCCACUUGAAAACUGCUACAGUAAUGGUACAUCUGUUGAUGUUAAGAAUGGGGAUAGAAAAAUCUUUAGGGAUACUGGCAAUGAAAUUGAUGCUGAAUCUUCUUUCAGACCAUAUAGAUGUGGUUUAUGUGGGGAUCGUUUCCAAAAGCUAACUGCUUUGAAGGAGCACCAUCUCACACAUCAGACUCAGGAGGAAAUAGAUAAGCUGAAUCAAGAAUCAGAAAAAACAUGUAAGCGUAGGAUGCCACCUAAAGCCAGACGUAGAAGAGGGAGUAAUCCAAAUGGCAAGCUGCAUCCUUGCAAGCACUGUCAUCGUGUCUUUAAUCAUUCUAGUAGUUUAUCUCGCCACAUGAGAUACCAUAAGGGUACGAUGCACACAUGUGCAUUUUGUGGAAGACAUUUUCCACAGCGUUGUGAUUUGAGAAGACAUAUAGCCAUGUACCACAAAGCUGAAAUGGAAAAGAAACCAGCUUUAAAACACUUGCACACAAAUCCACAAAAUGGGGCUGCCCCCAAUUCUCUCAAUGGCGAGAAAAGCCCAGGUUCUCCUGACGAGAAAACAAAGAGCUCCUCUGACAAUGAACAAGCGGCAUCACCAGAGCAGCAGCUAAAGGGAAAAUCGCCGGGAAAAGCAGGUCGAGUUAACUACAAGUGUCAGGAAUGUGGAAAGAGAUUUGGGCUGUUAUGUGUGUACCAACGGCACUUGCGCUAUCACAAAAAGGAACCCACUAAGUGCCCAAAGUGUCCAGCUCAAUUCAAGAACUCCUCAUCGCUUGAGCUUCACCUUCGAAAUCACCCAAGCACUGAAGAGGCAAAUAAUAGACAAACAUCUCAAGACGCUGGUUCCUGUGGGGACCCUGUCUCAGAGAAGGGUAAUGCGGAGGACAUAGAGGAUGACUAUAUGGACCACACUGCAAAUGAUAAAGACAAGUCUUCAGAGGAUCUUUAUGAAUGCACUGAGUGCACUGAGACAUUCUCUUGCCUGGACACGUUUCUUCAGCACCAGACUUCUCAUGGCUCAGAAAACAACGGGUAAAUGUCACAUUGGACCCAUUAGUUAUUGUUAUUGCCAACAAUUAUGCUCUCAGGAGAGUGUUUUUUUUUACUUUUGAAUGCGAAAAUUUGCAGAUUGUACAUAUGGGUGUAAAGUUUGUUUCUAACAUUAUUUUAAAAUGCUGUUUGAUUUACUGAACUACUUUUAUACGCUGUCUUUCUUUGGCAUGAGGAGAAAAAUUCUCUCUUUUUGGUGAAUUUUAGAAACCAGUGGAAACCAGAAAGUAAGGCUUAGGUGGACAGGAUACCAAAUGAUUUUUCCAAAAAAAAAUCUAAAUUUUAAAAAACAACAUGUCUGAAAUCUGUAAAUUGUUAUGUAUUCUCCCACAGGCUCCAGGUGUAGUUAACUUUAUAAUUCACCAUUAUUGUUUUCUAGCUAGGAUUAUUAUGUUGCUUGUCAUUGUAUUUUUAGUGGCCACCAAUGCUGUUAUUGUCAAUCAUGUUACUGAAUUUUUCAUGCAAUUUUUGACAUUGUCUUUAAAAUGUGGUAUAUUUAUCCUUUGAAAGGGGUAGUAGUGUCAUGGAGUGGAUUUUUUGUUAUUGUGCCAUUAAAGUUGUACAGAGAAAAUUA